Messenger RNA from Penicillium samsonianum, 1779 nucleotides. Its product is annotated as Multicopper oxidase type 3. The transcript is spliced from 2 exons. NCBI's taxonomy places the organism in Eukaryota, Fungi, Ascomycota, Eurotiomycetes, Eurotiales, Aspergillaceae. Bases 1 to 1779 code for a protein of 592 amino acids. The record is from RefSeq and is a predicted model, not a curated record. Gene Ontology annotation, molecular function: oxidoreductase activity; copper ion binding.
AUGAGAUAUUCAUCCAUUGUCAUCUUGGCCAAUUUACUUGGUGCUGGCAUUGCCUAUGCCCAAUACUCCUACAACCCAUCGACAACGCUGCGACCAAUUGCCACAAGAUAUCGAGUUGGCAAUACAUAUGGGCCUACCGGGACUCCAUGUGCAGGAAAUACACCCAAUGACAGAUCUGUCUGGUGCAACCACAGCAUCGACACAGACUAUGAAAAUAUCGUCCCGGAUACAGGUGUUACGCGCGAGUACUGGUUUGAGGUCGAAGAAGUCACAAUCUCUCCCGACGGAUUCAUGACUCCACGUCCAGCCAUGACCAUCAAUGGCACUUUGCCUGGCCCGCCUCUUAUUGCAGACUGGGGUGACUGGGUGAUCGUGCAUGUAACCAACCAUCUGAACCAUGCAAUGAAUGGCUCAAGCAUUCACUGGCACGGUAUUCGUCAGAACUACACAAACCCAAAUGAUGGUGUUCCUUCGGUCACCCAGUGUCCCAUUGCCCCCGGCUCGACUAUGACCUAUAAAUGGCGAGCUGGCCAGUAUGGAUCCUCGUGGUAUCACUCUCAUAUUGGUCUGCAAGCGUGGGAAGGUGUAUAUGGUGCUAUUAUUAUCAAUGGACCAGCAACUGCAAAUUAUGAUGUGGACAAGGGCGCAUUGUUCCUGGGUGAUUGGACACAUGAAACUGUGGAUCAAGUGCACCAAGAUGUCCAACUACGCGGCCCUGUCAGAAAGUUGUCAAAUGGACUCAUCAAUGGUAAGAAUGUCUAUGGAAACGGUACAAAUACUACUGGGUCGCCUUUCCACAUGAAAGUGGAAAAAGGCAAAUCCUACCGUUUGCGACUCGUGAACCCUGCUAUCGACACGCAUUGGAAGUUCACUAUUGACAACCACACAAUGACCGUCAUUGCAAUAGAUCUUGUCCCUAUAAAGCCAUUUGCCACGAAUGUCAUCAGCAUUGGAAUGGGUCAACGCUAUGAUGUUAUCAUCACAGCCAACCAGGAAUCCGUAGCUGAGUCCUUCUGGAUGAGAGCUAUACCAGCGGAUAGAUGCUCCCAAAACGAAAUGGCCGGCAACAUCCGGGGCAUCGUCUACUACGGCAACAGGCCCAAACAACCGCGCACGCAGUCAUUUCCUUUCACCAACGUAUGCGAAGACGAACUUUUGACGAAUCUAGUUCCGCACAUCCCAAAAAACGUCGAUCCACCAGUUUCACCAGUUUGGGAUAAGAACGUAACAGUCAGCAAUACGAGGAACGCACAGAAUUUCUUCCGCUGGCGGUUCAACUCCACCUCGAUGAACGUGAGCUGGGAGAACCCGACCCUAAUGCAAAUCUAUCACAACGAUCUAGGCUUCUCCAAUUCAAGCGGCGUGAUUGAGUUGCCCUUCAAGGAUAAAUGGGUAUAUCUCUUCAUCCAAAACACCCUCGUCACUCAUCCCAUCCACCUUCACGGCCACGACUUCUCUAUCCUAGCGCAGGGACAGCCUGGGCCUGGGAAGCCACAGUGGGAUGGUUCUAUCAUUACGCAGAAUCCCCCGCGUCGAGAUACGGCCGUGCUGGCUGGGAGUGGGUGGCUACUUAUUGCUUUCCAGACGAAUAACCCCGGCGCGUGGUUGAUGCACUGUCAUAUUGGAUGGCAUGUUGACGAGGGUCUGGCGUUACAGUUUAUUGAGCGGCAAGAUGAGAUUCGGGAUCUCGUUGAUUAUACUCCGUUUAAUGAGAAUUGUGCUGCGUGGGAUAAAUAUAUCAAGACGAAGAAUAUUGUGCAGGAAGACUCGGGGGUUUGA